This is a messenger RNA of Anopheles merus, 1041 nucleotides long. RefSeq lists its product as uncharacterized. The record is from RefSeq and is a predicted model, not a curated record. The coding region runs from base 115 to 501 and encodes 128 amino acids. The transcript has 2 exons. NCBI's taxonomy places the organism in Eukaryota, Metazoa, Arthropoda, Insecta, Diptera, Culicidae.
CAGUUCUCUAUUUGGUAAACAAAAUCCCAAGCAGUAUCAACAAUGCUGCUGCUCGCAAGUGCAACAAACUAGCCGAAGUAAAUACCAUUAAUUACCAAUUAAAAACAGCGCACCAUGUCCGAGGACGAAAACUGGUCCGUAAGCUGCUUCGAGGCAACCGACUGGAUGCCCUCGCCGGAAGAGCUCGAAAACGCUUACUGUGCGCUCGAGAAGGGCACGUACACGCUCGAGCUAAACUGGAAGUGUCCCGGGCGGAGGGCACCAUCGCCGGCGAAAAAAGACGAACCCAAAGUGACGGAAACAGUUGACAAGGAGGCUGCGGCUAAGAACAAAGAGUUCGACUUCAUGGAUGACGUUGCCCUGCCGCAGAUGCGGGUGCGCGGCCAAACGAGCGGUCCGAAGGGGUCGGCCAAAAAGAAGACUACCAACUUUGCCGGCGUGCUGGACCACAUGAAGAAGCACGGCCGGCUAACACAGUCCAAGGAUAGCUCGGGAACGUAAACUCAUGCACCCGCCGCAUUUGUGCUAUGUGUGUAAGUGUGUACCUUUCCUUCGCUUUUCUAUCGUGAAUCGGGUCGAUUUGGUCGAUAUUUUUACAAAACUAAAUUUAUGUGCCCCACCCCAAUCGAAGAUAUUUGCGCGCGCCCAUGUGGUCACAACCUGGUGAACCGCGUCAAUCAUCUACCAUCAUAUGGUGUAUUCAAUAACGGGAGGCGGGAGUCGAGAGGAAAGGGGGCAGGGAAGGUCAACGAGGGACAAAUUAAUAGAUCGAUCGACCGUUAAACGACAGUAAACAGUUUAUAAAUAAAAUUUUACGAUGAAGGUUUUACCCGUCGCUGCCAAACGCUUGCUGGCAGGAAGAGCAAACAGGGUUGAAGAAGAUUCCCUAUGUGCGGCUAGCAGGUGUUCCCAUAAGUCAAAAUUGCGCGAGCAUAUUUUACGAAGCAAGGCAGCAGACAACUCAGCAAAUAGGAAGUAAUCGCAGCUUUGAUUGUACAUAUUUUUUGUAUUAAAAAAAAGAAACAAAUCUAUUCAAAUGUA